AACCGAAACAGGAAGUGGGCUAGGAUCCCUCGAAACCGGCAACAACCGGCACCCUCCGCACGCCCGAACGACCCGCGACCCACGACUCGCGGGUACCCGGCCCCUGUCCCGCGUGUUAUCUGCCCCUCCCCUCCUCCCACCCCGUGAACUCGAGAGAUCAUGUCGAACAUGGAGAAACACUUAUUUAACUUGAAGUUUGCUGCAAAAGAACUUAAUAGAAAUGCCAAGAAGUGUGAUAAAGAAGAAAAAGCUGAAAAGGCCAAGAUAAAAAAGGCCAUUCAGAAGGGCAAUACAGAAGUUGCAAGAAUACAUGCUGAAAAUGCAAUCCGUCAGAAAAACCAAGCAAUCAAUUUCUUGAGAAUGAGUGCUAGGGUUGAUGCUGUGGCAGCCAGAGUUCAAACUGCAGUAACAAUGGGCAAGGUGACAAAAUCCAUGGCAGGUGUAGUUAAAUCGAUGGAUGCUACAUUGAGGAGUAUGAACCUUGAGAAGAUUUCUGCCUUAAUGGACAAAUUUGAACAUCAAUUUGAAACAUUGGAUGUUCAGACACAGCAGAUGGAAGAUACAAUGAGUAGCACUACUACCCUCACCACACCACAGAACCAAGUGGAUAUGCUGCUUCAGGAAAUGGCAGAUGAAGCUGGCCUUGAUCUCAAUAUGGAGCUACCACAGGGUCAGACAGGGUCCGUUGGUGCAAGUGUUGCUUCUACAGAGCAGGAUGAACUGUCACAGAGGCUUGCUCGUCUUCGUGAUCAAGUGUAACUUAAAUAACUGGUGCUUCUGCUUCCUCCACGGAUUUCUCAAACAUCAUUUGUGUGUGUAUAUAUAGAUAAGUUGUAUUCUAGUUUCAAAAGCAUCAUACAUGACAAAAUGUUUGGAUAACAUAUGUGAUGCUUUCUUUCGCCUUGUGUAUUUCACAGUGCAUUGAGAAAUUCCAAGGAAUUUCCGUAUUGGCAGAUUUUAUAGUUCUAUAUAUUAUGCGUAAAAGUGUGAGGGACAUAUUUUUGUAGAUGUCUUUGGCAAAGGUAGCAUUAGUUUUCUGUAUAUUAUACAUCUUCCUCAAAUAUUAGAGCAAACAUCUAGCACCAAAGUACCGCUAAGUAAAGUAAUUUUGUCAGAAUAAUAUAUAGAAUAAAGGCUUUGUUUUUACUUAUUGAAAGUAACUUUCAAUUAUUGUCUGUGAUGAAAUUUGAUUUUGUAAAAAUAAAAACAGGGAAAUCAUGUUCAUUUAAUAUGUUUACCA
Molecule: messenger RNA, 1240 nt
Organism: Grammomys surdaster
Lineage: Eukaryota; Metazoa; Chordata; Mammalia; Rodentia; Muridae
Product: charged multivesicular body protein 1b-2
Exons: 8
Coding region: 160-759 (199 amino acids)
Biological process (GO): late endosome to vacuole transport; endosome transport via multivesicular body sorting pathway; protein transport
Cellular component (GO): multivesicular body; ESCRT III complex
Source: RefSeq, a predicted model, not a curated record